This is a messenger RNA of Marchantia polymorpha subsp. ruderalis, 756 nucleotides long. Lineage: Eukaryota; Viridiplantae; Streptophyta; Marchantiopsida; Marchantiales; Marchantiaceae. The record is from the annotation of a GenBank genome assembly.
GAAUUACAUCAAUUUCUCUGCUCUCUGCUGUCUACGGUCAGUUUCACUUUCAAGUUCAAGUCAAUCAACCAACUUCUGGUGGAACUAGACAUUGUACUUCACUGUACUUCAUUCGGGCUACGUGAAAUGGAUUCCAGUCAAAACAAGCAGGAAAUGGACAACACGGCUGAAAGGACCGAGGAAGCAAAGCAACACGCAGCCGACACCGCUGAUCACACCAAGCAAUCUGCAGCUGAAGCAAUGGCCAAGACCAAGAACGUGGGACGAGAGAAAUCCGAGCAAGCACAGGACGCUGCCUCGAGUAUGGUCAGCACUAUCCAAGACAAGGCCCAGCAUGCUUGGGAUCAGACGAAGCACGUGGCCGCAGACGCUACCUCUGCUGCACAGCACAAGCUUGGAGGAGCGUUUGAAGGCGAGACUGAUCUAGACUGACUAACAGUUGAGGAGUCUACUUUUCCACAGGGUACAUUCUUCCGGCACACAGCUGCAGCUUUGCGACGAGAGAUAAUAUAGGAACAGAGAGCACGGCUGAUGAAAACCGGCGUUAGGUGCCAAGGUGGUCGAGAAUAUGAAAGGUCUCCAAGUUGUAAGCGUCUUAGACAAGUAAGAGUGUGCAGAUGUUUAAUUGAUGGGCGCUGAAAGCAUUUCGUAUCUGUUUCUUCACGUGUGCAUUUAUGUAGAAAGCUAUUGAGUUCUCAAGCAAUGUUUCGUCUUUUUAUCCCCACUGGACAUCAAAUGGAAAUUUCCAUGCACGUG